Belonocnema kinseyi is the source of this 6936-nucleotide messenger RNA. RefSeq names its product putative 1-phosphatidylinositol 3-phosphate 5-kinase (gene fab1). The transcript is spliced from 12 exons. Bases 108 to 5975 code for a protein of 1955 amino acids. Gene Ontology annotation, biological process: phosphatidylinositol metabolic process; intracellular signal transduction. NCBI's taxonomy places the organism in Eukaryota, Metazoa, Arthropoda, Insecta, Hymenoptera, Cynipidae. Gene Ontology annotation, molecular function: metal ion binding; 1-phosphatidylinositol-3-phosphate 5-kinase activity; ATP binding. The record is from RefSeq and is a predicted model, not a curated record.
CAAUUUACACUUCUCCACAUGAUUCUUUUUCGAAAAAAUGUCACUUCAUUUUUUUUCAAUGAAGAAUUCGGUUAGCUAGCAUAGAUAAAAAAUAUUAAUCGAUAGUAAUGAUGAAUAAAAAUAUGAGUUCACCGUCUAAACUCACGGAGUUUGCUCCACUUAGUCCGGAGGAAAGUCAACCUGUUGUCGCUUCUAUUUUCUCGAAAAUCUUUAAUUUCACCAAAAGUACAGUACAAGUUGAUGAUAGUGCUACGUCUCCGAAUAAUGACGAACAUAGUUCCUCUGGUGACUCUGAGUCUUGGAAGCAGUCUGAAAGUGCAGAAAAAACACCUGAAGAUGACAGUUCUAGUAUAAUGAAUUUUUCCCUGGACACCAAUGAGGGACGUAGUUUACCCAACGUUUUAAAGCGAAUCAGCAAUAUCGUUGCUUUAAAAAGCAGCAACCUUCAGUCUUAUAAAGACUCUCAAUUACGAAGUUAUUGGAUGCCCGACAGUGUUAGUAAGCAAUGUUACGAAUGCGGAGAAAGAUUCACAACUUUCAGAAGACGACAUCAUUGUCGAGUCUGUGGCCAAAUAUUUUGUUCAAAGUGCUGCUGCGAUGAAAUUCCUGGGAAAAUUAUGGGUUGUACUGGUGAUUUGAGGGUUUGCACCUACUGUUGUAAAGUAGUACUUUCUUAUUUACAAUCUUCUGACAUGAGGAGCGAUCUUUCGGCUGACUUGAAGGCCCUUCAGGAAGAUCUUGAAGUUAAGUAUGGAAAGGAUUCUCUGAAUGUAUCCCAGAAAUGUGCAAAUGACGUUGUUGAAAGUGAAGUUGUAUCUAGAAAACCGAGUGUUGGAUACAUGGAGGAAAAAUACGCCAUUGGCCGCUCUUCAACUUAUUUAACUUCACAAGAACGCUCACGCGCUUUAAGAAAUUCUGCUUCCCUGCGAUUGAUAUAUGAGGAACUUUUUCGAUCAAAUCGUGCAAUUAUUCUUCAAACUCACAGGAUAAGAUUAAAAAGUUAUUAUAACUGUUUUCUGGGAAACGAGUUGGUCAGUUGGAUGGUUGCACAAAAUAAGGCGGCGACCAGGAUACAAGCUACUGCGAUUGGCCAAGCACUUCUCGAGGCAGGUUACAUCGAGCCAGUUUUAACAGACGGUUUUAGUGAUACCGCGUCAAUUUUCAAACCUAUAAAGUUACCUCGCAUGCAAGCAACUGAUUUUCUAACCGAAAGUCAAACAUCUUGUGAUGCUCAAGAGCCAGCUUGGGUGAAAACAAUUCCUCAACACGAUUCAACAACUGAUUCUGAAAGUGAAUCAAAACAACCUGAACCACCUCAGAUUUAUGCUCGUCUACCUUCAUCCAGUUCAAGCUUUUAUCUUGAUUUAAACUUAGAGGCUUCUACGGUCACUUUGAAGAGGCCAACGUCAGAAGAUUUAACAGCUAUUUCUAUAGAGAGUGGUGACGGGAUUAUCGAAAGAAAGGAAGUUAAUAUCAAGGCACUGGAGUGUAGUUCAAAAGUUACUGAAGAAGUUUUUAAUGAUACUCUUCAGGUUCAGGAGCCAAAGGAAAGAAACGGAUGGCACAGAGUGACCAAUCUUAGAAGCGCUUUUGGAGAACUGAGUGCGUACAAUUGCUUGAUGUCUCAAUACAAACAACACGAAGACUCGCUGCUCAAGCAGCUUCUCAACAAAGAAGGACUCUCACAAAACUGGUCCGACACCAUUUUAAAAAUCGCUCACCAAGUAGUCGAUUACGUGAGACCCGACCUGAAUCAUGACGCAGAUGAUUUAGACAUCAGGCAGUACGUUCAGAUAAAAAAAUCCCCCGGUGGGAGUAGAAACGAGUGCGAAAUCGUCUCUGGAGUCGUAUGCAGUAAAAAUGUCGCUCAUCGCGGAAUGAACGCAAUGAUUGCCAACCCGAAAAUUCUUUUGCUUGGCUGUGGUCUCAUGUAUCAACGAGUAGAAGGAAAACUUUUAAGCCUGGAGCCUGUGAUGCUUCAGGAAAAUGAUUAUCUCGGCCACACUGUCGCUCGAAUUACUGCUCUAGGUCCAGACGUAGUGCUGGUGCAUCGAUCAGUUUCGCGACUUGCACAGGACAGACUCCGAGAAUGUGGAGUGACCUUAGUUUUAAAUGUGAAAUUGAGCGUUCUCGAAAGAGUUGCUCGUUGCACUGGUGCCAAUAUCGUCGAUACAAUCGACGCUCACAUUUCUGUGAGAUAUAAGCUCGGCACUUGCAAAAAGUUUUAUUUGAGAAACUUCCCAAGCGAGAAGUAUGGAGUGAAAACCCUGAUGUAUUUUGAAGGAUGUGCGAAUCCUCACCUCGGUUUCACAAUUCUUCUUCGUGGUGGGUCACAGAAUGAAUUGAAGCGAGUUAAGAAUGUCACUUCCAUGAUGAUUUUCUCAGUUUAUUCCUGGCGGUUAGAAAAAUCCUUUCUCAUGGACGAAUUUGCCAGACCGCCUCCGCCGAAAGACAAAUCAUUUCUGGAUGAAAAUACUCAAAAUGAUUCCCUGAAAGGAAAUGCAGACAAAGAGGAAAACGUCAGUGAAAGUCAACUGCCUGAGAAGACUGGAGGACAUCAAUCUCUGGAAAAUACACAGUUGAUUAAUCCCUUUAAAGCAUCUGUAAUGCUUGUAGACAAUUCAGAUCCCUAUGAUACAUUAAAACUUUUCAAACCAAAGAAAUCCACUUCGGAUGAAUCCAAAGCAGAGAAAACAGAGCUUCGAAGUAUUGAAAGUACGAUGGAAGAGCAAUCAAUCGAAAUCGAUGUCUUGAAAACCGAUCUCCCUGAAAAGUUUAAACUAAAAGAACGACUUUCGUGUGACGAUAAACGAAUUUACGGGGAAUCAGUUAGUGAUCGAAGUGAUCCCUUGCAUCAGUAUUUAAAUGAAGACGAAUACGAUGCUUUCAGUCAAAUAAGUCCCAAUGGUCAGCGACUAUCAGUAGCAGAUUUACCACUUUUAAAUAAAUUCAAAAAAGCCCUCGAAGGAACGGUUCUCAGCGUCUCUCCCUAUUUGAAAUUUACAAUUCCUUACCUAGAAACGGAACCGGGAAGACAUUGCACUUUGAGAUGUUUCUACCCUAAAGAAAUAUAUUAUUCAAUCUACUUCCAGGAUAAGAUCGAGGGUGCAAGAAUCAGCAGUAUAUCAAAUGAAGUUUCUCAACCUGCGAAUCCUUUGGCUAAUUUGAAACUCAAACCUCGACAUCCAUUUGUGGAAACGAAAUUAACCUCGAGCGCUGAUAGCAGGGAAGUUCAGUCCCUUCUGGCGAACUUCAGAGCCUGUGGUAGUCGAUUAAACGCUUCGAAUAACGAGCCCUUCGAGAAGAAGCGAAUCAGCGUCCAGCAUGAAGCCGUAGAACAGACAUCUUCUUGGCCAGAUUGUUUGGAUCCAGCGAGUCACCAACAUUUGUCCGUUCUCUUUUGCAGCUUUUUUCACAACAGUAACAAUGCUCCCGUCUUUUGCGUGAAUCCUUGGGUGGUGAAUAUGGACCUCUAUGGGAGAAACGAUAUCGCCCUUGGACGAUUUUUGGAAACCUAUUGUCUGACAACUGAGUACAAGUGUCCAGCCGAACGUUGUCGGCAACAAAUUGCUCAACAUGAAAGACGAUUCGCACAUGAUGGGGGCUGUGUUCACAUUACACUGAGUUUAAUGGGCACUGAUCCUUUUGGCCAGGAAAACGCGAAUCAGAUUCUUAUGUGGAGCAAGUGCGAAAAGUGCAAAAGCGUGUCACCAGUUAUUCCGAUGGCGGAAGAUACUUGGUCGCUCUCGUUUGCUAAGUAUUUGGAACUCAGGUUUCACGGUGGGAUGUACACGAGACGAGAUGUCGACUCUUGUCAGCAUUCGCUGCAUCACGAUCACUACCAGUAUUUCGCCAAGAAGAACAUGCUGUCGGUGUUUAAAUAUAACAGGAUAUCACUGUGGGAGAUUUCACUGCCACCGCCCUUGAUCAAUGUGAUUUAUGAACCCAAGCAGUAUGCCAAUGUGAUUGAAGAGAUGAAGAAUGUGGCUUUGAAAGGAGAUGAGGUGUUUUCUAAUAUAAGAGAGAAGCUGAUGACGUUGCCAAUAGAACUGGAGACUUUGAAUCUCUUGAAGCAGCAACUGGGGAAGGAGCAGUUGUACUUCAAGAAUAAGAUUGAAGAAGUUCAGUUAAAAUUGACGUCGCCGACAUUGGAGAAUAAGAAAUUAGAUGGUAAGAAGUCGGAAAAGGAAGUGCAGGCUUUGAUGUACAGGAUAGAGGAUGGUCUAGUAAUAUUGAAAAGACUUAUCUGCGAGGCUGUGACUGAAUGGAAUUUAAAGAUUUUAGAGAUUACGGCUAAGAAGAAGGAUGAGAGGCCGAAAAAGGUCACGGAGAGGUCUUCAACGUCAAAUAGCAUCGGUGUUAUUGAGAGUGAUGGCUACAUUACGGAAGACACUGCCUCCGAAUCACAGAUUGAGGAUCUUAGUCCCAUGUCUGCUGAUUAUAAUGCGAUUGAAGCUAUUUCCACUGUUGUUCAUAAUGAGGCACAAAGUGCUGAUCCGGUUGAUUAUUCGGAUAAUGAGAUUCCGGAGAAUACGAAUCCAGAGGAUAUUGUUGUGAUUCAGGGAUCCCCGAAAAUGUAUCAGAUGCCCUAUUCGGAUGCUUUGCCUGUUACUUCUGAGGAUGUGCCUGAUAAGAAGAAGAAAAAGAAGACUAUUUUGUCGCAACUGUUGCCUACUGCAUCGACGAUCAAUCUGAUUCCGAAUCCUUUGGGGACACUGGAGCAUCAUCUUCUGCCUCUGGGAUCUGUUGUGCCAAUAGUAGUCUAUGAAUCAGAACCUUCAUCGAUAAUAGCUUACGCGCUGGAUUCUCAUGAUUAUAAACACGCUUUGCAAGAACAGUUGAGAACUACAAAAGGACCCGAAUUAAAUCCUAGCCCAAUGAACAAGCGAAAGUUUCCAGAAAACAAAGAUAACUUUUUAGAAGUUAGCCAAUCUGGAGAAUUUAAGCGACCCUCGAUGCUCUCCUUCCUCAGAGGCAAUAGUCCAAAUCCAUCGAGUCCUUUGGAAACUGAUAAAAACGUACCAUCUUCAGAAUAUCUAAAUCCCGUAUCGAGUGCUGUCCCAGAAAUGGAUGAUGAAAAGCGAGCCACAAAGCAACAAAAUUACAUAGAAGUUCAAUUCAACGAUUCAACAACUAAUUUCUACUGCAGGGUUUAUUUUCCUGUUCAAUUCGCCGCACUCCGGGAAAAUGUUCUACCUUGUGGAGAAGAUGGAUAUACGAGAAGUUUAAGCCGAAGUAUCCAAUGGGCAGCACGAGGCGGAAAAAGUGGCAGUGCUUUCUGCAAAACUCGAGAUGAUAGGUUUAUUUUGAAGGAAAUGAACCGCAUGGAUCUGCAAAUAUUCCUGGAUUUUGCACCAAAUUAUUUUGCCUAUAUGGAAAAGUGUCAGCAAACAAAACAACCGACCCUCUUGGGAAAAAUUGUCGGUGUUUAUCGAGUCUCUUUUAAAAACAACACGACGAAUGCAGCUUUGCGAACGAGUGUUUUGGUGAUGGAAAAUCUUUUUUACAACAGAGUGAUUACCGACAAGUUCGAUUUGAAAGGUUCCGUUAGGAAUCGUUUGGUCAAUCCUGAGGAUGUUGACCGAGAAGGAGAACUAGUUUUACUGGAUGAAAACCUUUUAAAUAUGAGUUGCGACUCUCCAUUGUAUAUUCGACCACACUCAAAAGCAGUUUUGAACAAAGCUAUCGAAGAAGAUACCAAAUUUUUGGCAGAUAAUUCUGUAAUGGAUUAUUCGCUUCUAGUCGGGCUGGAACCAAAUACCGAAGAGCUUGCAUUAGGAAUAAUAGAUUAUCUGAGAACGUUCACAUGGGACAAGAAAAUCGAAACAAUGGUAAAAAAACUUGGUGGUCAGGGGCUGCCAACGAUAGUUUCACCAGUAGAAUACCGAUCCAGAUUUAUAGACGCAAUGCAUCGAUACUUCCUCUCUGUCCCCGAUCGCUGGACAGGGUUAGGCCAAGGCAUACAAGCAACUUAGGAUUUUUUUACGUUUGCAUUAAACUUUUAUACAUUUGAAAGAAAAAUUUAUACUCGUACAAAGAAAAACAAAUACUCCCCACCUAUUUCGAGAGAAAAACUUGAAAGAUUUGUAAAUAAGAGUAUUUUUCCGUUUUUUUAUAUUUUCAGUUAUUGUUUUUUAGUUAUUUACACUAUUAAUCUCGUUUUAUGUAUAAAAAAAAACACUCCUCACUUCAUUAACAGGGCUCGGAUCGACUAGAUGACUUUCAACAUGUCGCAUUAGUCACAUACAAUUGAAAAAAGGCGCAUGCAAUUUCAAAAAAGGCCACAAAAAGUCAUUGAAUGACUGAAAUAAUAACUUUAUUUGUUGAGGAUAAUAAGAGUAGAGAAUUAUCAUUGAUUUAAAAAAUAUUCUUUGCAGAAUCAAAAUAAAGUUUAAAAGUUAAAACAAUUUUUAACAAGUCAUUCAGCUUGAAGAAUUCUGAAUCUGCAUGAAAAAUAUUUCUUUUUUUUUACUGUUAAACUUUAUAACUCGGAUUAUUUUUAAAUGAAAGAAGUUUAUAAAUUGUAUUAAUUUUUAUCUUCGGGAAAAUUCGUUUUAACAUUCUAAACUUGAUAUUCAUUUUUUAAUCAUUUAAAUUUUACAGUGCAGAAUUCUCUUGAAACAGAGGAAAUAGGAUUUUUUUUCACGAAGAUAGGGGAAUAAAUUUUAUAAAAAUAAAGUUACUAUAAAAGUAAUAUUGCCUUCAGCAUAAAACUCUUUGAAUUCCUAAGAUUUUAGGUAGAAAUAUUGUUAUCAAACUUGUUGAAUUUUCAACUCAAGACGAAUUUUUAAUAGGAGUUGAGUUUCCACGCUGAAAAAUCGUAUGAUUUAGGAAACAGUUGGAUUUAAAUAAUCGAAAUCAAUUUUCAAUGAAAUAAUUGAAUUAAAAGAAAAAUAUCAUAAUUUUUAACAAAACUUUUAAGCAAAGGAAACGAGU